CCGGUACUCUCGGUUCUGACUCGGGGUCACGCUCCCGUGAGUAACGUCAGCUCCUGCGGGAACCGGACUGCGGCUGCAGCCUCCAGCAACCGCCACACGGCUUUCGAGGAAAGAUGGCGACCCAAGUCCUUCAAACAGUGGGUAGAGGCCUCAAACAGACGAGAAGCGUGCUUCAUGCGAGCAGCCCGGUGAACGUCGCCCUCAGGAGCCUCUCAAAUGUUGGUGAUGAAAGCUGGUUCAAAUCCCUUUUUGUUAGAAAAGUCAUCCCCAGAAAAGAUGCUCACUCUCACCUGCUUGCCAAAAAAGAAGACAACAACCUGUACAAAAUACAGUUUCACAAUGUCAAGCCUGAGUGCCUUGAUGCUUACAAUCAACUUUGUGAGGACGUCUUGCCUUCCAUUCACACUGACCCUGAAUACCCCUGUGAGCUUGUAGGCACCUGGAACACAUGGUAUGGGGAGCAGGAUCAGGCAGUUCACCUGUGGAGAUAUCGGGGAGGAUACCCGGCUCUCACCGAAGUCAUGAACAAACUCAGGCAGAAUAAGAAGUUUAUGGAGUACAGGAAUGAGAGGGGGAAGAUGCUGCUGUCUCGUAGGAACCAGCUGCUGCUGGAGUUCAGUUUUUGGAACGAACCCGUCCCUCGUCCAGGACCCAACAUCUAUGAGCUCCGAUCAUAUCAACUCAGGCCAGGGACAAUGAUUGAAUGGGGAAAUUACUGGGCUCGGGCUAUUGAGAUUCGCCAGCAGAACCAAGAGGCGGUGGGAGGCUUUUUCUCUCAGAUUGGAAGUCUGUACACAGUUCACCACUUAUGGGCUUACAAAGACCUGCAGUCCAGAGAAGACACCAGAAAUGCAGCCUGGCAGCGUGACGGCUGGGACGAGGUUGUUUAUUACACAGUCCCUCUUAUUCAGCACAUGGAGUCUAGAAUAAUGAUUCCCAUGAAGACUUCGCCCUUGAAGUAACUACUAACACCUGGGGGACCACCAGCCGCCACUGCAACUAUUACACUGAUCUGUCGAGAGUGUAACCAACCAUCAAAGUGUGCACUGCCAGGGAAAUCGGCUCAACAUCAACACAAUCUUGUCUCCUUUCUUUUGGUUUCUUUUCUGUUUGGAUGAUGAGGUCAAAAUGAUUGUCACCAAAACUGUACCUGUUACAGCAGUUACUGUGUUACUGACCUAUUAAUGUGGUGUGUUUAUGAUUUGGGGGCACACUCCUCUUCCCUUUCUGUCAUUUAAAGAGUGUUUGAAAUGUCUUGUCUGUCAUUUUGUUUCUUUUCUUUUCCUUUCUUUGUUGUUUGUGUGCUGGUCACAGGGCCUGAAAAAUAUCUUUAAAUGUACAAGAAAAUUUAAUAUGAUUUUAAAGUCCUGAAACAAAAUGACGAUCACCAGUGUCUUACAGCAGAAAAUGUGAGCUCACGGUAGCUCACUGUCAAAAUCACAUGGCUUAAAAAAACAUAUUGAGUGGUCAGUUUCACAGAGAUAAACCUGCAGUUUAAAGUUCAGUGUUUUUAAAAUGAGCACUAAAGCUAAGUUGCAGGUUUUGGUCUGUGUUUCAGAGCCACAAUCUCACUCCAAGUUCCUAUUGUCCACUCCUCCUUUGUUGCACAGCUUCGAUCCAGCCAACUUGGUGUUUACUCCUUUCAGAAUAAUUUGACUGGAUGAACCAAUUCCUGUCAACAAUACUGUAAUGAACAUGCACACAAGUUGCCAGCUCAUCGUUUUUAGUCUCACCAGAAUCAUGAAUGCUGAAUUUGAAUCAUUUGCCUUGUUUUUUUUGUUUUUUAUUUUAAACUGACCACAACUCCUGAUUCUUCAAACUGUGACAUAUGACACACACGCCUCUUUCAGAGAGAAGACAUGUUUUUGAAUCCAGCGGAACUAAUCUGUAUUUACAAUACAGCCUGCUGUACACUUACUGACAAGUUUGGCCUUUCCCUAUAUCAAGUAGAUAAUGUCUGGGUGAUUGUAUGCUCUGACUAAGAUCAAUGUUUUCUUUCUUUCUUUUUUUUUCUUUUUAAAUGGGCGGACUGUAGAUAUACAUAGUGGGAUUAUUGGCCAAACCGUAGAUACAGACCCUCCUGAAUCUGAAUGUGCAGGGUCUUCUAUUACCCAGCGGGUGUUGAUAAACCUGUGAACAGGAGAGUCGUAUCUUGUGUGAUAAAUUGUAAAAUGCAGUGCUUUAAUAAGAUUAGUUGUACAUAUUUAAUUAAACUUCUGAUAAAAAUUAA
Messenger RNA from Oreochromis aureus, 2230 nucleotides. Its product is annotated as protein NipSnap homolog 2-like. Bases 114 to 962 code for a protein of 282 amino acids. Lineage: Eukaryota; Metazoa; Chordata; Actinopteri; Cichliformes; Cichlidae. The transcript has 10 exons. The record is from RefSeq and is a predicted model, not a curated record. Gene Ontology annotation, cellular component: mitochondrion.